This is a messenger RNA of Haplochromis burtoni (Burton's mouthbrooder), 2549 nucleotides long. RefSeq names its product peroxisome proliferator-activated receptor delta b (gene ppardb). Gene Ontology annotation, molecular function: nuclear receptor activity; RNA polymerase II cis-regulatory region sequence-specific DNA binding; zinc ion binding. The record is from RefSeq and is a predicted model, not a curated record. The transcript has 8 exons. Gene Ontology annotation, cellular component: nucleus. Gene Ontology annotation, biological process: positive regulation of transcription by RNA polymerase II; regulation of lipid metabolic process; cell differentiation. Lineage: Eukaryota; Metazoa; Chordata; Actinopteri; Cichliformes; Cichlidae. The coding region runs from base 397 to 1926 and encodes 509 amino acids.
CAAAGCAGAGUAAAAGCAAAGCCAGGGAUAGACUCGGGGAGGGAUUACUAGUUAACUCCGCUUAUUCGCAUGUGACAUGGUAGCCCACAAAGAUUUCCACAUUGUUUUUCCCGUCUCGUCAGCCCGGUUUCUACAUGGACGGAGGCCUGACUCGGUCUAAGUUUAUAGUAGUUAGCUUACAGCAAGAGCUAACGUCAGAUCGCUAACUCCAGCUUCAAGCAAACAAACUUGUCAACAGCCGAUCGAUCCGGGACGGGACUCGGGACUGCUUUUGUGGCUUGUUUACCUCAGCCGGGAGGCAUAAACAUCUUCUGAAGCAGCAGCACAACCGGGAGAGUGCAACUAUGGUGGCUACGUGACAGGAGAUGAGCUGCUGAAUCAGCUGCAACAGGAACCAUGGACGGGUUUCAACAAACUGCCCCAGAGGAGCAUGACGGGGUGAACGGCUACUGUGAGCCAAAGUGCCCCCAGGACGCAGCUGACGUCAGGUGGACGCCACCGCAGGCAGAGUCUGUAGGCUCGGACAGUUGUGGUGCGACAAGCGUCUCCGAGGUGGCAGAUCUGAAAGAGUUAAAGCGCAGGGAGAGUGAAGAUGAGGAGGAGAAGGAGGAGAAGGAGGUAGUCCCUGCUUCUAAAUACCCGAAAAGGGACCAGAAGAAGAGACGGAAAGAAGGGGAAGAUCAGGAGAACGGUGGCAACAAGCAAAACAGCAGCGCAUCAUCGAGCUACACAGACCUGUCCCAUACCUCAUCACCUUCGCUCUCAGAACAGCUGCGUUUGGGCCAAGAGGACAGCACAAGCUCCGGGAUCAGUGUGGAGUGUAAGGUCUGCGGGGACAAGGCCUCUGGCUUCCACUACGGCGUACAUGCCUGUGAAGGAUGCAAGGGCUUUUUCCGGCGUACUGUGCGGAUGAAACUGGAAUAUGAGCGCUGUGAGCGUUCCUGCAAGAUUCAGAAGAAAAAUCGUAACAAGUGCCAAUAUUGUCGCUUCCAGAAGUGCCUGUCUUUGGGAAUGUCCCACGAUGCAAUCAGAUAUGGACGAAUGCCUGAGGCGGAGAGGAAGAAGCUGGUGGCAGGCAUACUCGCAGAGGAGCUGGACGUCAGCAAACCAGGUGGCUCAGACCUGAAGACUUUAGCCAAACAAGUCAAUACAGCCUACCUGAAGAACCUCAGUAUGACCAAGAAGAGAGCCCGCAGCAUCUUGAUGGGCAAAACCAGCAGCACCUCACCAUUUGUGAUCUACGAUGUGGACACCCUCUGGAAAGCAGAGAGUGGUUUGGUGUGGAGCCAGUUAACUCCAGGUGCGCCUCUGGCCAAGGAGAUUGGGGUUCAUGUGUUCUACCGCUGUCAGUGCACCACGGUGGAGACCGUGCGAGAGCUUACAGAGUUUGCCAAGUGCAUUCCAGGGUUUGUGGACCUCUUCCUUAAUGACCAGGUGACUUUGUUAAAGUAUGGUGUGCACGAGGCUAUUUUUGCCAUGCUGCCAUCUCUCAUGAACAAAGAUGGACUGUUGGUGGCCAAUGGCAAAGGCUUUGUGACACGGGAGUUUCUGCGCAGCUUACGGAAGCCCUUCAGUGAGAUCAUGGAGCCAAAGUUUGAGUUUGCUGUUAAGUUCAAUGCUCUGGAGCUGGAUGACAGUGAUCUGGCCUUGUUUGUUGCUGCCAUUAUUCUCUGUGGAGAUCGUCCCGGGCUAAUGAACGUGAAGCAGGUGGAGCAGAGUCAGGACAACAUCCUCCAGGCCCUGGACCUUCACCUCCACGCAAAUCACUCUGACUCUGUCUACCUCUUCCCAAAACUGCUUCAGAAGAUGGCUGACCUCCGUCAGCUGGUUACAGAGAACGCUCAGCUCGUCCAAAAGAUCAAAAAGACUGAGUCGGAGACCUCGCUCCACCCUCUACUACAGGAGAUCUACAAGGACAUGUAUUAGCAGUCUCCAGCACAAACUGCUUUUAGCAAUACUGUUACAGACUGAAUUUUAUAAUGAAACACUGCAUUCAGUACAAGCACUGUAGUACGGGAUGGAUUUCUAAGGUGCAGAUGAGGCAAAUUCACCUGGUAGUGCUAAUACAAUCAGCAGAGUCUUCGCAGUGUCAGCGUAACCCUCAGCACAGUUAUGCGUGUGUUUGUGUGCGCGUGCAUGUGACGAGCAUCUGGAAUCAUUUGCUGCGAGUCCCAGUUUCCCACAACGGUCACGUAACAGGAAGAAUGAUAUGUUUUCUCAAUGAGGCUGCUCCUGUUUCAUCCUGUUAGCGAAGCUGACCCCAGAGCAGUGUGCAGAGGGAGCUCAUCCUCGCUCCCCUCAGCUCUGUGUUUGUGCUGCAAAGGGAAAGCAUUUCACAUUCUCACACCAGUGGCACCGUUCAAACAAACAAGUGAUUGUAUUGUGUUUUCAGACUUAACUGACGGGAGAGAUGCAGCAGCUGGUAUUUGUUUACAUCAUCAUCUUCAUCAUUAUCAUCAUCAUCAUUAUCACUGACCACCACUUUGCCAUUUGGUAUAAAGAACACAAACUGGGCUGGCUCCAGCAGUGUAGAGCUCUCUCUUAAUGCA